AUGUGGCGCCUCGAUAGCCCAGGCCGGUGUGCUCGCCAAGCAGCUCAGCCGGCCGCCUUUACGGCGUGCCGCGUCAUUGUCGGCUUGUCGUGUGUGUCCUCUGCGAUCACGGCCAGCUGCUGCGCCACCUCAGCCGGCACCGCCCUCUUUGUGGCCCACCGUAGGAAGAGUUACCACUUCUUUAUAAACCUCGACGACCCUGACGCGACUCGGCGCCGCAUCGAAGAAGACCUGGAUCGCCUCGCCAGCGACGCUAGGAAAGGCACAACCGCCUACCUGCACAGCCUCCUGAACCUGGCGCUGAGCCACUAUCAGAGGAACGACUUCAUCAGCGCGCGCGACAUAGCCAACUACACCCAUCAGAAGGCGCUGGCACACAACUUUAAGUCUUCGUUGAUUUACUUCACUGCAGCAACUUGCGCCAAAUGCGCGGACGCACUGGCGAAAGAUUACGAGGCGCAUCUACAACGCAUGGAUGAGCAAAGCCACAUAUCCGCUGCCCUGACGCCGAAACCGUCGGUGGUGUUCAGUGCGAGGCGCACGAUCAAGAAGCUGCGGGCGGAUGCAGAGCGGUACCGGGCCAUAGCUCAGCGCGUCUAUCACCGCCCCGACAUGGCGUUCAUGCGGGGUGGCGGCGACUCACGUGGUGGGAGGUGUCGCUCGUCAGCACGGCACACCGAGGCCCGCGACACCCGCCACGCGUGGGCAGACAACAGCAGUAACAACAGCGUUGAUGAGGAGUACAUGCCGCACAUGUAUGGAACUCGUUGGCAAGAUCGACGGAAACGUCCGGAGCAUGCAGAAAUAACGAACUACUACAAACAUCAGUGUGAGUCGUCGUCAACGUCGCGCGGUGAGACUCGGUGGCACGUGCCCAAGUGA
Molecule: messenger RNA, 882 nt
Organism: Leishmania braziliensis MHOM/BR/75/M2904
Lineage: Eukaryota; Euglenozoa; Kinetoplastea; Trypanosomatida; Trypanosomatidae
Exons: 1
Coding region: 1-882 (293 amino acids)
Source: RefSeq, a predicted model, not a curated record